Messenger RNA from Mytilus californianus (California mussel), 7596 nucleotides. RefSeq names its product high affinity cGMP-specific 3',5'-cyclic phosphodiesterase 9A-like. Gene Ontology annotation, molecular function: 3',5'-cyclic-GMP phosphodiesterase activity. Gene Ontology annotation, biological process: cGMP catabolic process. The transcript has 13 exons. The coding region runs from base 115 to 1674 and encodes 519 amino acids. The record is from RefSeq and is a predicted model, not a curated record. Lineage: Eukaryota; Metazoa; Mollusca; Bivalvia; Mytilida; Mytilidae.
UAUUGACAGGUUCACCAUGCGGGAAACACUAUAAAACGUGACAAAAUUAACAAGUUAAGAGUAACAAUUAUGAUCCAUCAUUCUAAGUGAAAUGAAAGGUUAUAUCAUAUAGUUAUGGCUACUAAGAUAAUAUAUUUUGUAGUGGAUGGUAAAAAUGAACAAGCAGAAUUUCGUAGCGAUGACUUUUCUGAUGAUUUGAAAGAAACUUUUCGCAGUGCAGCAGAGGCUGGGCCACAUGACAUACUGAAACUGUACAAUGUAAAAGGGAAUCUGGUUAAUAUAUCUCCUCGUUUACCUGAAAAUACUCCACAGACUAGAUACAAACUAGAAGUUGUAGCUACACAGUGCAAUGAUGCUCCAACAGGUACAGAACUGGGUGUGGAUUUUUCUGCCAUAGAAUCAAGACUUGGUAAAUUAGAAAAGAAAGUGUUUGUAGAAAAUGGUGAAAUGCCUCCAUUGGUGUUAGAUCUUCAAAACAAAGUGGAACAUUUCAAAGAAAAAUUACAGAGUGUAGACCACCUGAGCUGGUUAGGGUUAACAAAAGAGAUAUCCAGUGGGACAUCAUUACAACCGUUCUGGGAUAAACAACAAUCCAUACGAAAAACAGAAGAGCAUAAUAGAAAUGUGUUUGAAAAGUUCAGAAAAAUGCUCCAAGUUGAUGUUACAGAUGAAGUGAGGGAAUAUUUACGGAAGCCUACGUUUGAUAACUGGCAGUGGGAUGACCCAGAAAUGUUGAUAUUACUUCGCCAAAUGUAUAUAGAUUUAAAUCUGGUAUCAAAUCUAAAUAUUGAGAUGCCAAUCUUACAUAAUUGGUUGUAUGAAAUUUAUAGAAAUUAUAACCAAGUGCCUUUUCACAACUUCAAACAUUGUUUUAUGGUUGCACAAAUGAUGUAUGGGUUGACAUGGUUGAUUGACCUGCCAUCAUUACUAGAUGAUAUUGAUAUUUUUAUCCUGCUUACCUCAGCUAUUUGUCAUGACUUAGAUCAUCCAGGGUAUAAUAAUGCAUAUCAGAUCAAUGCCAAGACAGAGUUAGCUUUACGAUAUAAUGACAUUUCACCGUUAGAAAAUCAUCACUGCUCAGUGGCGUUUGAAGUUUUAGAAAAAAGACAUUGUAAUGUUAUGAGAAAUUUUUCUAAGGAUCAAUAUAAAAGGGUACGCGAGGGAAUGAUAAGGUGUAUUUUAGCAACAGAUAUGGCUAAACAUAAUGAAAUACUCAGUAACUUUAAAUCAUGUACUCCGUCAUUUGACUUUAACAACAAGGAUCAUAAAGCUUUGUUAUUAAUGGUCCUACUAAAAAUAGCAGAUAUUUCUAAUGAAUGUCGACCUCUGGAUGUAGCUGAGCCAUGGCUUGAAUGUCUUUUGCAGGAAUUCUUCAACCAGAGUGACAUAGAAAAAUUAGAAGGCUUACCUGUGGCACCAUUUAUGGACAGAGAAAAAGUAACAAAAUCAUCAUCACAGAUAGGCUUUAUCAAAUUUGCAUUACUUCCAUUAUUUGAAGCUUUGGGGCAACUCUUCCCUGUGAUUGAGAAAGACAUUAUUGGACCAGUACGGAAUGCAUUAGACUAUUAUACAGAUAUGCAGCGAGCUUUAGAAGAAGAAAAGAAGAAAAAGGAUGCUGAAAGUUCUAAAAAUGGCAUAACAAAAUCAAACAGUCAGAACACUGUACCUGUAUAGCACUAUAAAAUAGAAAAGUUAAUGACAACUCAAAUGGGGACUGUCUCAAAAUGUAACAGGGGCUUACUGGCCAAAGAAGAUGGUCUACAAUUGUGCUGUGUAAUUGUUAUACCUUUUUAGGAUUUUGGUAUACCUUUUUUCAUUACACACUUCAGUCAAUUGAUAUAGAUAUUUUAAUGAUUUAUAUAGUAUGCUACCUUUUCGUAUUAUUACUUUCUUAUCUGGUAAAUCUGACCAUAGUUAUGUAAUUUUGCUGUGUUUACUAGUAAAUUUUAAAUGGAGCAUUUUUAAAGAAAAACAAAGUAUUUGCUCUGACUGCCAUUUCAUUGAAUUUAAAUAAAAAGCAUUAAUGUUACGUUAUGUAAAUUGAUUGAAAUUAAGCAUGAAAUAUUUCAAAUAUGAGAUAUUCUGUAUUUAGAAGUGUUCUUCACAGCCAGAAAAAAAAAUCUAUUAUAAGUCAACAUUUUGAGACAGUCUCCAUACAGUGAAGAUCAAAUUUAUCUACCUCUGGUGUAUGUAACAAUAUGUAAUUGUAAUUUAUAGUGAUACAUACUCUUUAUGUUGGCUGUAUACUCUGGUAGUGUUUUUGUAAUCAGUAUAAAAAGGUUUUUUUUUAGUUGCUGAAGUUCCUUGUGGUAGUUAUUGUGCUUAACAUUCUGAAGCUAUUGCAACGGAACUGUAUCCAAAUGGGGUUUUAAAAAAUCAAAUAUCAUUAUCAAGUAAAGGUGAAAUGUAUCAUUUGAGUUGACCCAUUUUGUAGAACCUACUCAUUGGAUUUCUUUUAUUCAAUUUUCUCCUACAUAUGCGUGAAAUAUUUGCUACUGUACACAAUUUCAUCUGCAUAUUUUAUUCCACAUACUAGAAACACCACUCUAAUUUUGUUUAUGCUCGAAGUCAAUGUACUCCCCUUUUUCUAAUGAUAACGAUCGUCCUGCUGCUAAAUGAAAAAAGAAAAGUUAACAGAUUGUUUAACUGUGAACAUAUUCAUCGAUGCAAUCAUGGUGGUUUUAUCAUGUCAAAGUUUCGAAUAUAUAGUUCGUAUAUUUUUAUAAUUACAACAAAAGAAAGAUAACCAGUUCAAUAUUUCUCAGAAUGUUAUAAAUUAUUUAACAUUUUAAAGUUCAAAUUUCUAUGAGAUGUUAAAUAUAUAUUGAUUAAAAUUUUCAUAAUAUAAAAAAUUGGUAUCAAUUAAAAUUUUUAUUAAAUAGAGAUUAAUAUUGUUUAAAUUUUUAUUAAAUAACAAAUUUAUAACUGUUAAAAUGUUUGAUGGAUGUUCGACUAUUAAUAUUGAUUAAUUUUUUUUAAUAAAAAAAACAAAUUUAUAUUGAUAUUUUAUCAUAAAAACUAAUAAUAAAAUAUCAUUACGGAAUAGUUCUGUUUAAAGAACAAAAGGAAAGAGUUUGACUAUGCAAAUCAUUAAUAUGAAUUUAAAAUUUUAAAUUCUUCAAUUGAAAUUCUAUAAAAGAGAAUACAGAUUUUUAAAUCCACUUAAGAGCAAGCACAGAAAUUUUCAUUUGUAAUUAAAAAAUAAAAAGCAUGUUUACUGAAAAUCAUUGCUUACUCUUUGAUGGGAUUAUAAAAGUAUUAUAGCUAAAAUAAAUCUAGAAUAUCUUUGAAAAUUAUGGCAGUAAAUUGACAUUUCUUGACUUUUAAUCUGGAGAUGUGAGGUAUUAGUGUUAAGAAAGAAAUUAUUCUAAUUAGAGGGAACAGUAAUGUAUAUGUGACGGGCUGAUCAUGUGAAAUAUAGGAAUAUAUAAAGAAAAUUAUUUUGUUUUGUAUGAACUUGUGAAUUAUUGUAUUGAUGUGUUAUUGCCCGUUAAUUUUUCACACAAGGAAAACAAGUUUGUGAUAAUUUUUACAAGUUGUUAUAUUUUUAUUAUGAUUAUACUUUUAUAUUUUGAUAAUUAAUUCAGUUUAAUUGAUAUUCAUACUAGAAAAUGUAUAAAUUUCUGAAUCUCCUGUUUGAGUAUCAAGUCAAACUAGAGAACAUUAAAUGGCCUUUUCAGACUCUGCUUUCUCAACUGAAUAACAUAGGCAUUCAACUAUUUUUCACUAAUAACAUUAAUUCGACUACGGCAAAUUCAUUUGUUAUUGUAAGAUUUUGAUAAAUAUGUAGAGAUGUAGAGCAUUGAUGGCAUUUUUCAAACUCUGUUUUCUCGACUGAAUAAUAUAAUUACUUUUCACCAAUUUGACUACAGCAAAUUCAUUUAUUAUUGUAAGAUUUUGUAUGUAUUUUCAUUCCUGUUUGUAUUUUUUCCACAACCUGUACAUGGAUUGUAUUAAUUAACUUGUAUUUUGUCAGUAAUCAGAGAUCCCAGUAUAUAGUCUAAAUGUUAAGCUUUCGGAUUAAGUCCAUUUUAAACUGUUACGUUAAAUCAUUAAAAGGAGGAGAUAUGAUGAGGCUACUUUUUUCCCAUUGGGUUAGUCAUUAAUAUUUAGAUAUGAGUCUAGACUUUACCCCUUAAAAAUAUUUUGCUGAAAGAUGCAGGGGAGAUCAAACCAUUUUGAAAAGGGGGAGUUCCAACCAUAUGUCCCAUUCAAAAGCAUUGAUCAUCAAAAAAGGGGGGGGGGGGGUCCAACCCCCUGAACCCCUCCCUGGAUCUGCCACUGAGAUGAAUUUUUCAGAAAUUUUUGUGUGAAAUAUUUUCUUGUAAGGCCUUUGCUCAUAUGAUAUGCCAGUUUCGUCAUGAUUAAGACAUCUUGAGUUACAUUUUCGCACUAAACUGUCCAGAUUAUAUCAACCUGUUCAUUUAUAAAUGGAGUUCACAUAAAUAAAUAAAUUUACUAUUUUUGCAAUUUCAGUGGCCAAAUAGUGGUUCUUAUCAUACCUCCACCUUUCAUAAAUAUCAUCCAUGUGACCCAGUUUCAACCUCUCAGUCAUGAUCUAGUAACUUUAAGUUUUAUGAAGAAGUAUUUAUGAUAUGCAAUUGCAUUAGCAUUCAUGACUUGUGAUGGGGGUGAAUUUGUGGCUCCACCUACAUCGUCAUACAUCAGAUCUAGAAAUGUUUACAUUGUUCAAAUAAUAAGUUACCUGAUUAGGUAUUGUAUUUAAAGACAUAUUUAUGGUAUGGCAUUAAUAUAUAUUAUGCUGUAUCAGCAUCAAUACACCUUAGGUUCAGCACUAUCCCUCAAGUCAUGCUUCAGUGACCUGGACUUUUUUAUAUUGAAAAAAUGUUAAGUUUUUCUUGACUAGGUAGUAAGCAGGUAUAAACUUUACUAUUGAUAUUUAACAUAUAGUUGCAUAAGUGUCCCUGUUUUAAACUUUGAGAAUGAUAUUAGGCAUGUCACCUGCAUCAUGCUCCGGGUACUAUGGAACUUUUACAGUUAACUUAUAAUUGGUUUUCUGAUUAAGAAUGAUUGCAAACAAUUACUUUUUCAGCCUAUUGAUAUUUAGUUACCUGUUGCUACGCACCUCUACAUUUGUGUUUCAAGCAGAAUUUAAGACUUCAUUGAAUUUUGAAAUUUUAUAUUGAUCAAAUGUUUUGGAAUGAAUUCAAAUUACUUUUUAUAGACAAUUUAUAAUUUGGAAUUAAAUAAUACUAAAAUCUGAAUACAAGUCUUUCAUUUACAAGAACAUCUUGAGGCUAUAUAUUUUUAGGAAAUUACACUGAAGCCCUAUUAUAUAAUUCAUGAUAAGCACCUAAAGAAUUGAAAGAUAUUACCUGCAAUAUAGAUAUUGUUUUAUUUAUAAUUAGUCAAAAGUACUUGUAUAUAUUAGAUGUCAUAAAGGUCCAUGCACAUUAUUGAAGGGUCCUGGAUAUCAGAUUUGCAGUUUUUUACCCUGAUUGUUAUGUGUUGUAAACUUUGAACAAGUUGUAAGUAAAUCAUGUCCGUCCAUAUUGCCUACAGCUGCUGCUCCGUCAACCCCUGACUGUGCCAAACUACAUAAAGAAUGUUUCAACAAUGUAAAAUUGGAUUCUGUAUUUUCAUUCAUUAUUUUUUCUUCAGUAAUUCGGUUUUGGUUUUUUAACAAUUUCACAUUUGGUACUACUGAUAGCAGUAGUAUGUUUUAACAUUAAAGAAUUUAACAUAUUGUUUCAAGUACAGGAAAAUAGAUAAUAUUUUAGUUAUUCAUUCAUGCUGGUACAUAAUAUAUUGGAUAGGCAUCAUUGAUGCAAUUAAUUAAAUAUAAAUAAGUUGCUACUGUAUGUAUGAACAAUUUUAUUUGAAAGAAUUUGAAAGAAAUAUAUAACAAUUUCAAAUCUCUAAAUUUAGUCUCAUCAUUGUAUGGGUGACUUCUAUCAAAUAUUUUUUUUUGCAGUGGCAAAUAUUUAUUUGAUAACCACAUGAUGCUGUGGUAAGAAGAAGUUCAGUCACAAGUUCUUUUUAACUUAAAGAAAAAAGAUUCAAGAUACUUUAAGAUUUCUUUAGUUUAUUUAUGUAGUAUUAUUUUUAUAGUAUUUAUAAUAUAUUUUUAUAGCCCAUGCCUGAAAUAGAGUAAGAAAACAUUCUAAAAUUUAUAUUGUGAAUAUUGUUUUUUUUUUUUUAAUUGAAUUGAUUGCUAUACAGAUAAAAACUUGUCAAGAAGGUAUUGGUAUUGUUAGGAUUGUAGUGGUAUCUUUUUUUAAUGAAAGAUGCAAAUUCAUACACUGCAGAUCGCUAUAUAUUAUCUCCCUUGCUGUAUUUGUUACAACAAGACAAGCUGUGGAUUUGUAAAUGUAAUAUGACAAAGUUAAGUGCAGUUUUUUGGUUUGAAAUGGCUUUAAUUUUAUAUGAUUACAUUGGACAGAUUAUUUCAGUUCAUAUUUUUUUUUAACUUUCACCAAAAAAGUGAUACAUGCCAAAGAGUUCUAAACAGGCCAAAAUUGUUCAACAGUACUAGUGCAAUUUGUCCAAAAUUGUGAUAAGAUUAAUUAAAGAUAAAAAAAAGUCUUUAAUUAUAGGAAUUAAAUUCCAUACAGGAUCAGAUAAGUAUUUUAAAGAAAAAAAUGCUAGCAGUAAGAUUAUCUAGAAGUUCUAUAUUAAUUUUCUGGAAUUGCAAUGUUCAUUUUCAUAUUAUUUCAAAUAUUCAUUUUGAUGAAUGAAAAAAAGGAAGUGUACCAUUGAUUUCUUUUUGAUUAUGAAUUGUUAUAUUUGUUAUAAUACAUUGCUUUCAUCAGGAAACUGUUUCAUGAGAAUAUAUUAAGACUGAAUACAUGACUCUUACAUCAAUUUAUUUCUUUGAGGAUUUAAAGACCACCUGUUUUUUUUAAUUUUGAUAUUCCUUUAACAUGUCAUGUGCAAUAUACUGCUUGCAGAUACAGAUGUUUUGAAUGAUUUUUCAAAAAAAAUGUAAGCAAUUUAGCAGAUAGGAGGAGGUAUAAUAAGAGAUAAAAGUCAUUAAAUGGCAACUGAUAUGGCAAAAAGUUAAAUUCUUCAACCCAUUCAAAACAAGGUUAUUUCUAUUUAUAAAUACUAGGAUAGGAUAAUACAAUCUGGACACUAUUUCAUAAAUGAAAGUUGUGAUGUCUUAUGAGGUCAUAAACAUGUUCAAGUUAACAUAUUUGACCUAAAAUGGCCAUUUUGCACAAUAUUUUUCAUCAAAUUAAUAAUGAACCAAGGCCUUACCCAAAAAGAUAUUUUACAACAUAAACAUCUUUGCAUAAGACAUCUCAUAGCAAAUUAUUUUUUUGGGGUAAUGCCUUAGCUGAUAACUUAGUAUCAAUGACAAAAUCUCUCAAAAUGAGAUGAUUUUGGGCAAUUUUUGCAGUUUUGCAUCAAACGAGUGGAGUUCGAAGCCUUAUUAAUGCAAUUUAAGAUUUAAUAUACUUUUUGAUUUUUGAUUUUGAGUAGUCAACAAUAUAGCCUUAUACCUUCUCCUAUGUGAAGUUUGCUGAAAACAUUUCAGCUGACAACUUCAUGUUUCAUUUGAUACUAACAUUAUUAGUUUAAAGUACUUUAGUUUGUUAAAUACAAAUAGAUCCAACUAAAGGUUUUAAUUUC